AUGGACUGCGAAGGCGAAAGUUCGAAGUCUUUAAUCGAUGAGCAGGAGGCCAUGGAAGCCGUUGUAAACUAUUUGUCGGAAGAAAUCAACGAGAUUGUGGAGUUAGAAGAGUGCGUUACCCAAGGAGUUAAUGAAUGUCUUCUUACUAAAAGCUUUCCAUGCGGCCUCUGUUCGAAGAUCUGCAAAUCAAAAGGUGGACUUACUAAUCAUACAAGGGCCAAACAUGGUGAGAAAACACCGAUUAUCAAGUCAGUAACGCCAAUAAAAUCGGAUGUUGUUUGUGAAAUUGUUUGCAAAGCAGCGCAGUCCGUAAUAAAGUCGAAGUUGUAUGGCGAGAAAAUGACAAAAUUGAUUAGCGAAGCCGACCUAAAGCCAUCUGAUCUUCUCGUGAGUUCUUUGUUGACAUUGUAUGGCGGAUAUUGUGAAAAAUUAGACAGGGACAAACUCUUGAAAAACUUUUACAAGCUAAUACCAGAGUCUGCGAAGAUGUUCGAAACAAAAUCAAAAGAAAUGAACGUUCCUGCAUACAAUCUCAUUAUAAUCCACAUUCCUGAUUUAGUCGUUGGCUUUUACAAACGUGGAAAUGUUCAAGAAAAGCUUCCUGUCAUAAAGCCAAUUGAACAGUCCGAAUUUGGGCCAUUAUCGUACGUUGCUGGUUAUAUAAUUGCCAAAAUGUAUCGAAAAAGUAAAGCCACUGCAGGGAAAGAAACUCCAGAACAAUUGGAACUUCA
This is a messenger RNA of Paramuricea clavata, 731 nucleotides long. NCBI's taxonomy places the organism in Eukaryota, Metazoa, Cnidaria, Anthozoa, Malacalcyonacea, Plexauridae. The record is from the annotation of a GenBank genome assembly.